AUGAACGAAGAGAAGAAACCUUCGUCGUCGUUCGUGAGAAUAGGUGACCGGCAAUUGUUUACGGUGGAGCUCCGGCCGGGAGAGACCACCAUAGUGUCAUGGAAGAAGCUGUUGAAAGACGCUGCCAAGUCGAACGGAUCGGCUUCCACAUCGCAACUCUCCCGGCCGGAGACUGUUCCGGGACAACCUGUUGAGGUUGAGGAAAAUGAUGAAGCUCAGCCACAUCGUUUCAGUGCUGUAAUAGAGAAGAUUGAACGACUUUACAUGGGUAAGGAUAGCAGUGAUGAUGAGGAUCUGCCUGAUGUUCCUGAUGAUGAUCAGUAUGAUACUGAAGAUUCUUUUAUAGACGACGCUGAGCUGGAUGAAUAUUUUCAGGUUGAUCAUUCCAAAGUCAAACAUGAUGGAUUCUUUGUAAAUAGGGGGAAAUUGGAACGCACUGAUGAACCUCCUGUAAUACCGAAUCAGCAACCAAAGAAAAGGCGCAGAAAAGAUAUAGUGAAGAAUCCAGGUGAAAAUAUUAAUGACCAUGGAUCAAAUAAACAUGUAAAAGUGGGCAAGGCAGCAUCUGGGAAAACAACUUCCAUUCAGGCAAGGAAUGUGUGUAAUUCCUCACAAAUUUUGGCUUUACCUAAUGAACACUAUGAAGACUUGAAAAUUCAGAAUCAAUCGGAUACCUAUGGAGUUAGUUCAAAAAAGAAAAUUGCUGAUACUAAACCCAUAUUAGUCUCUGCUGUCUCUUUAAAAACAUCAAGUGAUGAUGUCCCUGUUGCCAUGUCAGAAGCCAAAGAUGCUGAUAAGAAGAUAGGAACUUUUCAAUCUAAGAACACAAGUGAAUUAUUUGAUGCAUCUCAUCAAAAGUACCAUGAAAAAGGUGCUUAUGUACAAUCCAAAUCCCAACCUGGAAGACCCUCGAAGAGUAUUGAUAAUUUAGAAAAUACCAGUCGGUUGAAAGAAAGAAAUGGUAAGCGCCAACUUCCGGAUCUUAACCUGUCUGUGGGAAAGUGUGCUACUAAAGCAGCAAAAUCUGAAUACAUGCACAGGAAAGAUGGGUCUAGUGUUAGGCCAAAAUCUUCAAUGCUUGAGAAGACUCUUGUCGAGUUAGAGAAAAUGGUUGCAGAGUCAAGGCCCCCUGCAGCGGACCUGGAGACCGAUAAUACAUCCCAGGCAGUCAAAAGGAGGUUGCCUAGAGAAAUAAAGCUAAAGCUUGCUAAAGUUGCUAGACUAGCGGCAAGCCAUGGGAAAGUAACUAAAGAGUUAAUUAACCGCCUUAUGAGUAUUCUUGGGCACUUAAUGCAACUCAGAACAUUAAAGAGAAACUUAAAAAUAAUGAUCAAUAUGGGCCUGUCAGCAAAGCAAGAGGAUGAUGAUAGGUUUCAACGGAUAAAAAAGGAAGUUGUUGAUAUGAUUAAGAUGCAAGCCCCAGCUUCGGAAUCCAAGCAACAGCAGAAAGUUGGAGCAUCAGGUGAUGUUCAAGAAUUUGGUCCUGAUGUAAAAACAAUAACUAAAAGGAGUGUCAAUAUGGACGCCGCUUUGGAGGACAAGAUUUGUGAUCUCUAUGAUAUUUUUGUUGAUGGCUUGGAUGAAAAUGCAGGUCCACAGAUCAGAAAGUUAUAUGCCGAGCUUGCAGAAUUAUGGCCAACUGGUUACAUGGACAACCAUGGAAUCAAACGUGGAAUUUGCAGGGCAAAAGAGAGGCGCAGAGCAUCAUACACAAAAAAUAAGGAUCAGGAAAAAAUUAAGAGAAAGAAGUUGCUGGCAUCGAGGCAAGAGGAUAGCGUUCAACUUGAUACUGGCUCAAUUACAUCACAGCAGAACCAACAAGAGAAAUUAGUUCCAGAAUCAACCAGUCAUGCUUUUACUUCAACGAACAAGUCCGUAUCUAAUACGAGCACAGCUGUCCAGGUCCCCACUUCUAUGAAUGGUGUAAAGCAAGAAAAAGCAAAGGGAAGUUCAAGCAGUUCACUGGACGAUAUCCGUGUUGCUGAUGGUGUUUUAACAAAGAAGCUGAAGAGAAAGCCAGAACUUGAGUUUGAAGGAGCAAAUGGUGGGUCAGAGAGGCUGGUUCCUUUGCAGGGAGAAGAAAGGCCCAGGCCCCAGAAGCCGUCUUCUGGUCUUCCCACCAAAUCAAAUCUUCAACCAACAUCCCUCCCAGGUCUCGAACUGUCAAGCUAA
This is a messenger RNA of Vicia faba (fava bean), 2172 nucleotides long. The record is from the annotation of a GenBank genome assembly. Lineage: Eukaryota; Viridiplantae; Streptophyta; Magnoliopsida; Fabales; Fabaceae.